CUGGAUUCCGGGAGCGGCGUAGUCAGAGCCGCAGCAACCGCUCGGGCCCCGCUGCGACUGCGGGCGACGGCUCUGGGGAGCCUGAGCGUGUGUGCGGCUGCGGCGCGCGGGUCUUCACCGGCGCACCUUCCCCUGCAGGCGAUAAACUGCACUCAGCUGAGUCUGCAAGAUUAAGAGGAGUUGGAGUGAUUAGAAGUUGAUUCUCUGCAAAAUUUAGUUCCAGAUGGUUCCCCAGUAAUGGUCUAGAGAACUUCCUAAUGCAAGAUUCUAGAAUUAGGGGAUUAGGAAUAUAUCCUGGUUUGUCACAAGGAACUGAGGUUUAUUGAAGUCAAAAUGUCUCAAAAAAUCCGUGGUGGUUCUGUGGUAGAGAUGCAAGGAGAUGAAAUGACAAGAAUCAUUUGGGAAUUAAUUAAGGAAAAACUCAUUUUCCCCUAUGUGGAAUUGGACCUGCACAGCUAUGAUUUAGGAAUAGAGAAUCGUGAUGCCACCAAUGACCAGGUCACCAAGGAUGCUGCAGAAGCUAUAAAGAAGUAUAAUGUUGGUGUCAAGUGUGCUACCAUCACCCCCGAUGAGAAGAGAGUUGAGGAGUUCAAAUUGAAGCAAAUGUGGAAAUCACCAAAUGGCACCAUCCGAAAUAUUCUGGGUGGCACUGUCUUCAGGGAGGCCAUUAUCUGCAAAAAUAUCCCCCGGCUUGUGAGCGGAUGGGUAAAACCCAUUAUCAUAGGCCGACAUGCUUAUGGGGACCAAUACAGAGCAACCGAUUUUGUUGUUCCUGGGCCUGGUAAAGUGGAGAUAACCUACACACCAAGUGAUGGAUCCCCAAAACAGACAUACAUAGUACAUAACUUUGAAGAUGGUGGUGGUGUUGCCAUGGGGAUGUACAAUCAAGAUAAGUCAAUUGAAGAUUUUGCACACAGUUCUUUCCAGAUGGCUCUGUCUAAGAGUUGGCCAUUGUAUCUGAGCACCAAGAACACUAUUCUGAAGAAAUAUGAUGGACGUUUUAAAGAUAUCUUUCAAGACAUAUAUGACAAGCAGUACAAAUCCAAGUUUGAAGCCAAAAACAUCUGGUACGAGCACCGGCUCAUUGAUGACAUGGUGGCUCAAGCUAUGAAAUCAGAGGGAGGCUUCAUUUGGGCCUGUAAGAACUACGAUGGCGACGUGCAGUCGGACUCCGUGGCCCAAGGUUAUGGCUCCCUUGGCAUGAUGACCAGCGUGCUGAUUUGUCCAGAUGGCAAGACAGUAGAAGCAGAAGCUGCCCACGGGACCGUGACACGUCACUACCGCAUGUACCAGAAAGGGCAGGAGACAUCCACCAAUCCCAUUGCUUCCAUUUUUGCCUGGACAAGAGGGUUAGCUCACAGAGCUCAACUUGAUAAUAAUAAAGAGCUUGGCAUAUUUGCAAAGGCUUUGGAAGAUGUCUGUGUUGAGACCAUCGAAGCUGGCUUCAUGACCAAGGACUUGGCUGCUUGUAUUAAAGGUUUACCCAAUGUGCAACGUUCUGACUACUUGAAUACAUUUGAGUUCAUGGACAAACUCGGAGAAAACUUGAAAAUAAAACUAGCUCAGGCCAAACUUUAAGAUCAUUCCUCAGCUAAGGAGGAUAUAUGUUUUCUGGUAACUCGGCUCACUGGUUUACAUUUUUCUCUAUAACACUCAAGGAUAAAGCAAAAUCAACUUUGUAAUUUGUUUGGAAACCAGAGUUUAUCUUUUCUAUAAGUUUACAGCCUUUUUCUUAUACAUAGUUAUGCCACCUACUUGAACGUGGCAGCAAGUUUUUAAAUUUUUAUUUUCUAUUAGUAGCCUAGGAGUUACUUUAGUGCUCAUUCAUACUCACUGUCACUUUUUCUCAUGUUCUGAUACAAAUGACCAAAAUGAAGAGUGCUUGAAAGGUUUAACUAGAGUCACAAGAUCGCUCCCUAACUAUGUGGAAAGCAGAGACCCCCUCCCUCUGCCACCUCCCUGGCCAGGAUGCUGGGUGGUUUUGGCAGCAGAUGUCCCUUGAUGUGAGGUAGAGCUACCCCUUGAACUUGUACAUGAUUUGAAAUGAAGAGUGUGGGUGUAACGGAAACACAUUGAAGACACAGCAGUCAUUUUGUAAAGAGCUCUCCUUGAAUGUUUUGAAAAUGUUACAUAUUUUUGAGGCCACUGAAGUAUUUAGAAUCCAGAAUCAAUCUCCAGGGCAUCGGGGAUGUCCUCUGUAUUUGUCUUCUCCUCCUGGACAGGUGUGGCCUAAGUAUUGUGCUACCCUAGGCAGAAUAUUUCACCCAAGUGCAAUAAUAUAGCUAUACCUUUUAUGGACUUUUGCUGGCCCAGUUUAUUUCUUUUAUAUAAAUGUGAUUUUUUCAGAAGUUGAUUUAAUACACUAGAACUGUUCUCAUCUAACUGUCGAUUAAAAUUAAGUACUAAUGACUCUUCCCCUGCGUUUUUAUUUACCAAGUGUCCUUUUGUUGUCAGGUGCUAUCCCAGGACUUAGCCAUAGGAAUUUGAUUUUUAGAAGUCUCUGCCUUCAUUGAGUAAGUAUACAGGCAGAUGUGGAUCCUAUAGUACAAGAGAGAGGACCAAAGACAAAACAAAAGGGGUAGCCAUGGAAUAUUAUGAAUAUUAUGUGCUAAAGACUGCUGAAGAAUUUAGGGAUUGUGGAAGGUGAUAGGGAGUUAGUGAAAACUUUAGAAGGGAGAAAUAGGAUCAUAUCUUUAUUUAAAAAAUAGUGCUCUUGGCAGCUUUUGUAAAGAGUAAAUGGUAGUCGGGGAAGAGGGAGUGGUGUGGACAAAUGAAGGAAGACCAGUUAGAAAGCUAUUCAGCUUCAGGUGGGAAAUGAUGAAGAUCUGAACUCUGAGACAAUGGCACAGGGAAUGGGGAGAUCAGGAGCGACCCUGAGAAAAGAAAAUUGGGAAUUGAUGGGCCCCAGGAGAUGUGGAGGGAGGGUUCCAACUUUCUGACUCCACAUCUGGCAAAAAGUUGGUCUGCGCCCCAGAGUUAUCACUAUAGGGGACUGAAUUUGAAGCAUCAAGCAGAGCUUUGAUCAAGUUUCAGAGUACGUUGAUGGCCAUUUUAGCGUCGCACCCAGGAGUCCUUAUAGCUGAGCUAGGACUCUUUCUACUGUGCUGUGCCUGAACAUUUUUAAUUUUGAAUGAAAGAAGAAAGCAUCACGUGGAACAAAAGGAUGGUGUAGAAUUGAAGCGUCUUAAGUAGCCCUUCCUGCACUCACAGGCAUCCUGGGAGUUGAUCAUAUGAGCAUUCGUGGCGACAAAACCAUGAACCAGUUAAUGUUCUAAAAUAAUCAGCAGAUCAACAGAUGCUGACCAAUCCAUCCAGAGGCUAAUGGUUUAUUCUGUUUAACAACAUCAGGAUCAGAAUUGUUGACCUGGAAAAUGCCUGCUGUUUAGCACAACAAUGAAAGCAGCAGGAUUCAGGGACAGAGAAGAUGAGAACUUCGUACUGAAAAUCUCUAAAUUAUAAGUAGUUUCUUAGGUGGACUCUUUAACUGAAAACAUUUCAAAUAUAAUCUUAAUGAGAAUCACAGCUCCCCUGUAUUCUUGCCUGAUAAUAUAAAAUCCUCCCAAGACAUGCCUAACAAGUGAUUUCCUUUCUCCAUUUGAAUAUUAAUACAAUAAAAUUUCUUCCAAAUU
Messenger RNA from Talpa occidentalis (Iberian mole), 3629 nucleotides. RefSeq names its product isocitrate dehydrogenase (NADP(+)) 1 (gene IDH1). The record is from RefSeq and is a predicted model, not a curated record. The coding region runs from base 334 to 1578 and encodes 414 amino acids. The transcript is spliced from 11 exons. Lineage: Eukaryota; Metazoa; Chordata; Mammalia; Eulipotyphla; Talpidae. Gene Ontology annotation, molecular function: magnesium ion binding; isocitrate dehydrogenase (NADP+) activity; NAD binding. Gene Ontology annotation, biological process: isocitrate metabolic process. Gene Ontology annotation, cellular component: cytosol; peroxisome; mitochondrion.